This is a messenger RNA of Penicillium hordei, 2842 nucleotides long. RefSeq names its product cell differentiation and development protein Fsr1. The record is from RefSeq and is a predicted model, not a curated record. Gene Ontology annotation, molecular function: protein binding. The transcript has 4 exons. Lineage: Eukaryota; Fungi; Ascomycota; Eurotiomycetes; Eurotiales; Aspergillaceae. The coding region runs from base 219 to 2654 and encodes 811 amino acids.
GACACCUCAUUCACAGGCUGACUCGGCGUGGAACGUGGUUCCUUGCCGUCGCCAUUAGGGGACUUGGUUCGCUUACUGCGGACACGAUUUACCGGGGUCAGGAGAAACCGAAGCUCGCACCUUACACGUCACUUGAUUUACUACCGGCCCGAUUUUGCCCUUGAUACCUCCUGCAGUGCUUUGACCCUUCCGAACCUUGACCAGUCCUGUGUCUGUUCAUGUCCUGGCAAUCUCCAUCAGCCAUGGCUGGGAUCGGAGGAAUGCCCGGCGGCAUGGAUGGUUCGAAUGGUCCACAGGGCACGGAAUACACAUUACAGGGUGUAAUGCGCUUCCUACAGACAGAAUGGCACCGACACGAGCGCGACCGCAAUGCAUGGGAGAUUGAACGGGCAGAGAUGAAGUCUCGCAUUGGUCGAUUGGAAGGUGAUCUGCGCACAAGCAAACGCUUGCAUGAGUCCCUUGGGAAGCAUGUUCGGCUGAUGGAGACCGCCCUGAAGAGGGAGAGGGAGAAGGUCAAGAAGCUUUCGAACAACGAAAAGUCUGAAGACUCUAAGGAUCCCAAAGAUGCUGCACGUGAAAGUGUCAACUUUCUGAAAGCGCAACGGCCCAAGCCGAGCACAGACCAUGAGAAUGAUGAGGAACCCGACAACGAAAACCAGCACGAGGGUCAAAUUGAGGAUAUAGACAAAGUCCGAGGAUACCUGUCCAAAGCUUCCCACGAAAUCGCGUACCACGUUAUACCCGCCUCCCACCCGCCACCUGACUUGAACGACUCCGACAUGUCAGCCCAGCUUUAUGGCAAUCCACAGCUGUCGCAACAGAACCUGGAGGAGGCUUAUCUUCAACAGCAACGGCAGAAGGCGAAUCAUGUUAUGGCACGUGAAUUGGCCUUACAAAACCACCAGCCGAUGUCCAAUCACUACUCCGACAAUGCCAUGGCUCGUGCUCAAAACCAGUAUCUUUCUCGGGAUUCCAUGGAUCGACGGUCAAUGGACCAGCAGCAAGCUCCCGUCGCAGCAAUUGAAAAUCGAACCCAAGCAUACGAACAGGGCACAGUGGAUGAUCGUCCAAACCGGGCAUACGAAGCCCAGGGCCCCCGAGUGGUCGUCAAGGAAGAUGUGAAUCUGCAAAACUUGACCGAGGAAAGAACAGAGGAUGUAGACGGGUGGAAUUUUGACGAGCCGACGGAGCAGGAACUCGUGGUCACCGAACCCGUCCCACCUCAUCGCCCAGAUACGGAUGCUUUCCCAAAUGCCAACUUUACGCGCUCCGAAUCGACCAAGGGGGGGUCUCUCUCCCAUGGAAGGAAUAACUCGGGAUCAAGGCGUAAGAGCGAAGGUGCAAUUGAAGCCCGGGCAGCGGGUGCGACACUAGCACAUAAGCAAGAUUCCCUCUUCAGAGUCCAGUUUUCGCUUCGUGGCCACUUGGAUGUGAUUCGAUCUGUCACCUUCACCGGUGAUGAUAGCCCAGACGAGCCCGAGAUCUGCACUUGCAGCGACGAUGGAACGAUCAAGCGAUGGAGCAUCCCAGGUACUUCUGGUGGCCCGAGAGCUGGUUCUAGCCAUGGCUCGGACGUCACGAGCAAAUUUACUCAUCGCGGACAUGAAGGUGCUGUGACUUCUCUUGCCGCCUGCUCAUCGUCUCAGAACAUCACCCUUGGGGGUAAUGGGUUGGUAUUUUCAGGUGGCCAAGAUGCCAGCGUGCGUUUAUGGGAACGUAACCGGAUUGAUCCUAAGGCCACCUUCCACGAGCAUAAAGAUGCAGUCUGGGGACUUUGCGUUCUUCCGGGGACCACGGGCUCUGUCAUUGGCGACUCAAGCGGCCAGUAUGGUGGAUCGGAUCGAAUCCUUCUGGCCUCCGGCGCAGCAGAUGGCUAUGUCUUUAUUUGGGCUAUCAGUGCCGCUCCUCAAACUCCUUCACCCCCCACUGGGAAUCGCCGUCAGCGGGCGAACUCAAACUCAAUGCCCUCCGGUUCCAACUACCCAACCUUGCCUCAAACCAGCGCCGUUCCACCUCCAGCUUUCCACUACACCAUUCUUCAUCGCAUUUAUCGUCCCAAUUUUCCUUCUCCAACAUGCAUUAGCCCCCUGUCUCUUGCGGGCGUCAACUUUGUCGUCUCAUAUUCGGAUGCCUCUAUCAUUGUCUACGACACGCGGACCGGCGAAGAAAUUGCGGGGAUGGCUAGUCUCGAGACAUAUGAUGGCACACCAGCUACUGGGGUGAACUCAGUCGUCGCUACGACUGUCGGCUUUGAUGGAACAGUUAAUCUUGAUCCUAACCGCGCGAUGGCCGAAGAAGAAGUGGUCCACGGAGCUACUGGAUCAAGCAGCGUAGAGGGUGUAAUCAUCAGUGGCUACGAGGACCGAUACAUCCGCUUCUUUGAUGCCAAUAGUGGUCAAUGUACAUACACAAUGCUUGCUCAUCCUGCUGCGAUAGCCUCACUGUCAUUAUCUCCGGAUGGACGUGAGCUCGUUUCGGCUGGCCAUGAUGCAAGCUUGCGAUUCUGGAAUCUUGAAAAGCGCAGCUGUACUCAGGAGCUGACAGGCUACCGGCUGAUGCGUGGCGAAGGAGUCUGUGCCGUGGUAUGGAGCAGUGAUGGCCAUUGGGUCGCUGGCGGUGGUGGAGACGGCGUGGUCAAGGUCUGCUCCCGAUGAUUGAAACGACGGAAUGAAAACCCGUGUAUGAUUCUUAUUGCGUUAUACCUGUGUGUGUGUCUCUUCGCGUCUGCUCGUCGUUUUCUGUAUGAUCCCAUGAACUGGAUGAGCGAUUGGCCGGACCAGUUCUUUCGAGCAUCUGCAACCGUGUUCACCGACGCUGUGUGGCCGAUGAUACUCUCCUACGU